AUGGCUUCCACUGAUCCUCCAGCCAACGGUCUGCACCGCGUCCCGAGUAUGUCGCAGACCUCGGAAACCUCCCAAACGGCACAGGAGUACAUCGCAUCCCAACUCUCCCUCGAGGCCGACGCACGUGAGGCCCUCCCAUACCAGUUUGACACUUGCACCAAACCUCUCGGCCCAUUGCGUCAAUCGGUGUACGCCUGUCUCACAUGCACACCGCCGCCCGCAUCACCACAUCAACAAUUCACGCCAGCGGGCGUGUGCUACUCCUGCUCCAUCAGCUGCCAUGGCGAGCACAAUCUCGUCGAGAUCUUCAGCAAGCGCGACUUCGUCUGCGACUGUGGCACAACCAGGAUGCAGAAUGCCGGCAUCUCCUGCAACCUGCGACUGAAUCCCAAGACUGGCCGCAAAGGUGACGUGUCGGGCGAAGAGGCCCGUGUUGGAAACAAGUACAGCCAGAACUUCGAGGGCAAGUUCUGUGGAUGUGGAGAGGAGUAUGAUCCAGAGAUGGAGAAAGGGACAAUGUUUCAAUGUCUUGGACUUGGACACGUUGAAGACGGGGGCUGUGGAGAAGAUUGGUGGCAUCCAGAAUGCUUGAUGGGCAUGCCAAGGAAGCAGCCUGUACCGAAGACGGAACAACCCAAAGAAGAGAAUGAAGGUCAGCUGGAGACUGUGAAGGAAGAGGGAGAGGACGGUGUGCAGCAACCUGCUACGACUACUGGGGUGAGUGCGCAACCUGCAGAAGACGAGGCACCACUUGGCUUCCCCGACGAGGACGAUUUCGACAAUCUCAUCUGCUACCAGUGCGCCAACGCAUAUCCAUGGAUCAAGCAGUAUGCCGGCACACCGGGUUUCUUGCCUGCCCUUCCCUCCAUUGGGUCUGUAUCGCAGACCAACGGACAUGCCGAGACGAAGGAGGCCACGACAACAGAGGAUAGCAAGAAGCGCAGAGCCGAGGACGAAGCCGAGGAUGCACGGGAGAGCAAUAAGAAGGCCAGGCCGGAUGUGGAUACUACCGAAACUACGACGGCUGCAACCGAGCCACACGAGACAACGUCGCCCAAGCACGCAUCGCUUCCGGCUGCAUCGAGUGAAUCUGUGUCUGUAUUUGUGAAGGAAGACUUUCGUGACCAUCUCUGCCGGUGCCCAGAGUGCUUUCCUCGCCUGGCCAGACAUCCGCAAUUGCUGGAGGAGGAAGAUACCUACGAACCACCAGUAUCGGAGUCAGGUCACGAUGAGAAUGGCUCGGUAGCCGGGCGAAGCGUCCACAGCGGAUCUCUUCUUGACCGUGGAGAAGCAGCGCUGUCCUCUAUGGACCGUGUCCGUGCUAUUGAAGGCGUCAUGGCCUAUAACCACGUACGAGAUAAGGUCAAGGCCUUCCUGCAGCCAUUUGCGGAGAGUGGACAACCGGUUGGUGCCGAAGACAUCAAAGCUUACUUUGCCAAACUACGCGGAGACGAGCAAGCCAUGCGUGAGGCCGGCGUGGGCGCCGAAAGCGGCGGUGCCGUUCAAGGCGACGGACGCAAGGAGCAAGAUGGCCACUAA
Lecanosticta acicola is the source of this 1539-nucleotide messenger RNA. NCBI's taxonomy places the organism in Eukaryota, Fungi, Ascomycota, Dothideomycetes, Mycosphaerellales, Mycosphaerellaceae. The record is from the annotation of a GenBank genome assembly.